AUGACCUACGGUGGAGGACACUUAGACGGGGUUGACCUCGCACUUCCGAGUCCUGGAUCGCCGCCCGGCAUGACUUCAUCCGCUAUCACUUCCAGAGCCUCGUCUGUAAGAUCGUUCAACUCCGACGAUGGCGAAGACGGCCUCACUGCAGACGUUGCCAAUUUCGAGGAGAUUGGCCUCGAUGACGAUGUCACCUCAAUUGACCAUUCCCAUUUCCGCGACACUCACGCCAAAUCGGCUCCGAACCCUUAUAGCAUCUCCUUCGCCUCCGACCUUCGUGCCUCUGUGAAGCAUGUCGGCCCCAAGAUCCAUCCUCAGACUCGCGAUCUAGCUCGCCCGCGACCGCAAUUGCGCACCAUCCAGUCCUUUUCAGGUUCUCGUUCUGGAGCCCCAACAUUGACUCCGCAGUUUCGCGAUACUAGUACCCGUAAUGUUGCUACAGGCGUUGGCCCCGAACCCCAAGCAGGCCCAUUGCCGGCGCGAGGCCUAUCGGUACGAUCCGCUUCCUCUAUGACCAUACCCCGUCGUCGACGAAGUCCUAGCCCCAAUAUUUCAGCCCGGUCGCUGAGCCCGGGGGAAAAUAAUCUAGUAGUGCCCAAGCUACGACGGAGCAGCUCGCAGACGAGCCGGACGCCAAAGUCGGCAAUCGAUUUAGAAAAAGAAUGCGACGACGACGACGAUGACAUCCCCGACGAUCUUAUACUCGAUAAUGUCCCUCUAUCGCCCCGUCCCCCCACGGAGCGGUCGGCUAGCCGUCCAGGGUCGACGUCCAACUCCCCCGAAAGACGAACAAAAGAACGUAUUCGUAGCGUGGGCAAUGGUACGCCACCGGUUGCGGUCCAUCAAGGUUGUCUGAAAUCUCCGACGUGGAGAAUGGACUCUUCGCCGUCUACAGAUUCGCUACGAUCCUCGGCGUCUUCAUCAGCCAAGGGUCGUGCCAAGAGCUGGACUGCUGCUAUCUCGGAACUUAGCCCGGAAGCGAAAGCCCUCACCGAGAAACUGGAAGAGCAUGCAGACGAGCUCGAUAAGCAUGGCGUUUACAGUUCGACGUAUGUCCGUCCGGCGCCAAAGCCGCGGGUGAAAUCAGCGCUUGCCGAACUUCCUCCUCUCAGGCGAAGUAAUAUUAUGAUUGACCCUCUACCCAUCUCUAAGGAGAAGGAAGCAGUUCUUUCGCGGACAAGACCGUCUUGGUUACCGCCAAAGGACCCCGCAGAAGAAAAGAAGCACCUCAGAGAAUAUCAGAGAAUGAUGGCAAAUAGUAUCGAGGCGGAUAAGAAGCGAGAGGCUGCAAGGAAGGAGAAAGAACGUAACAAGGACAAUGUUGCCAAGGCGCUUAUGCAAGUGUGGGAAGACGACGUCUUGAAAAGAUGGGACGUUGCUAUUCACGAGCGACGGACUCGGGAGUUAUGGUGGAAAGGCGUAGCACCCCGAAGUCGAGGUGAAGUGUGGUCUCGCGCUAUAGGGAAUCAGCUGGGGUUAACUGAGACGUCUUUCCAGGCAGCCUUGGCAAGGGCACGCGAGGUUGAGGAGCGUUCUGCGAAAGGAAAGCCUGAAACCGAGGAUGAACGUAAGAUGGGUUGGUUUGCGCAGAUUCAAGCGGAUGUAGAGGAGCAGACUUGGGUUGACCUGAAGAUCUUUCAAGUCGGUGCUCCCUUACACAAGAGCCUCAUCGACGUCCUUCGCGCGUAUGCUAUGUACCGGAGCGAUAUCGGUUACGUAUCCGGUUGCAAUACCAUCGCGGCAAUACUCUUACUCAACCUUCCCACGCCUACUGCAGCUUUCAUCGCCCUAGCCAAUGUUCUGAACCGUCCUCUUCCCUUCUCUUUUUACGCUUCCGACGCAGGAGCCAAGACGUCUACAUUUAACCUACUUCUUCAGACUCUAGCUAAGAAAUCGCCACGACUCCACGAACAUCUUACCAACCAAGAGCUCGGUCUCGAGCCGGAUAGUUAUCUCGGCGACAUAUUCACAUCUUGCUUUACACGCAGCUUUAGCCUUGACGAAUGUACUCGGAUGUGGGAUGUGUACGUCUUCGAAGGGGAUGCCGUCCUAGUCCGUGCGGCUGUCGCCUUGCUGUUGGAUACGGAGGCAUCUCUGCUCGGUACUAAAACUACUGCGGAAAUCCGGAAGGUCUUUGAGACUAGAAGCAGACCGGACCAGCAGGAGAAAGUUGAUGCGUGGAUGGCCAAAAUUCGAGACGCUGGAAAGUCCUAG
This is a messenger RNA of Daldinia vernicosa, 2214 nucleotides long. Its product is annotated as TBC domain-containing protein. The record is from RefSeq and is a predicted model, not a curated record. Bases 1 to 2214 code for a protein of 737 amino acids. Gene Ontology annotation, molecular function: GTPase activator activity. The transcript is spliced from 2 exons. Gene Ontology annotation, biological process: activation of GTPase activity. NCBI's taxonomy places the organism in Eukaryota, Fungi, Ascomycota, Sordariomycetes, Xylariales, Hypoxylaceae.